Messenger RNA from Mauremys reevesii (Reeves's turtle), 2702 nucleotides. RefSeq names its product methionine sulfoxide reductase B1 (gene MSRB1). Gene Ontology annotation, molecular function: peptide-methionine (R)-S-oxide reductase activity. The transcript is spliced from 4 exons. The record is from RefSeq and is a predicted model, not a curated record. NCBI's taxonomy places the organism in Eukaryota, Metazoa, Chordata, Testudines, Geoemydidae.
GCGGCCCUGGCCCGGUGCCCGCAGGAGGAGCCAGGCCCGGCCCCGGUGUCAGUCGCGGCGAGCGAGCGGGCGGCAGCGGCCAUGUCCUUCUGCGCCUUCUUCGGCGGGGAGGCGUUUCGGGGCCACUUCGAGCCCGGCAUUUACGUCUGCUCCAAAUGCGGUUAUGAGCUGUUCUCCAGCACAGCAAAAUACCAGCACUCGUCUCCGUGGCCGGCCUUCACUGAAACCAUUCAUGCCGACAGUGUGGCCAAGUAUGAAGAGCGGCCGGGCGCCUUGAAGGUGUCCUGCGGCAAAUGUGGUAAUGGGCUGGGCCAUGAGUUCCUCAACGACGGGCUGAAGAGGGGGCAGUCUCGCUUCUGAAUAUUCAGCAGCUCGCUGAAGUUCAUCGCUGCAGACAAAGCAGAGCAGGCCUUUAAGAAGUAAGCGGGCUGCUGGACUCACUCGCUGCUUAUAGUGGACUCCUACAAGCUACCUAUUGUUUCCUGUGAUAACGGUUUGGGAUCAAGUGCCUGUGUGCUCUAAAUGAGACUCUAGUGAAGCAAAGAUCCUCCAGGCUUCUGCAAUACAACACCUCCCGUCAGAGAUCAGUGCUGGAUGCUGGGUGCUGGUUUGUCGGCUGGGAACAUGAGGUGUGGGGAGCAGAAGGGAAAUGGGACACUGAUCUCUGUUUGCCUUUGCUCUGUCAGGUGGGUUAUCUCCUCCUUAUAGCGAAUGUUGCACAAUGUGACAACUUCUGCUUUGAACCAUCUGGUUGCAAACUUGUACGUAGUUAGGGCCCUACCAAAUUCACGGUCCAUUUUGGUCAAUUUCACGGUUAUAGGAUUUAAAAAAUUGUGAAUUUCAUGAUGUCAGCUAUUUAAAUCUGAAAUGUCAUGGUGUUGUGUCUGUAGGGCUCCUGACCCAAAAGAGGGUUGGCGGAAGUCACAGGGUUAUUGUAGGGAGAAGGUCAUGGUAUUGCCACCCUGACUUCUGCGCUGCUGCCUUCCUUCAGAGCUGGGCACCUGGCCAGCAGCUGGCGCUCUCUGGCUACCCAGCUCUGACCACAGUGCAGAAGUCAGGGUGGCAAUAUUGUGAUCCCCCCUACAAUAACCCUGCACCCCCUGCUGCCCAGGUCCCCUUUUGGGUCGGGAUCCCCAGUUUGAGAAACACUGGUCUGCCCUGUGAAAUCUGUACAGUACGGGGUAAAAGUACACAAAAGAUCAAAUUUCACAGGGGAGACCAGAUUUCAUGGUCCGUGACUUGUCCCCUAAACGUAGUGAAUUCGGGGGAAGCAAAUGCUGUAACUCCUUCUCAUCCAUCUGACCCUACCCCCAGCUCUCCCAUGUCCCAAAACAGCCAGCCUCUGCCAGUACCAGCUACUGAAUUCCUGCUCUCCUGUCCAUUAUAAGUAGCGUGCAUGAUGGGUGAAAUCCUGGCCCUCUUGAUGUCAAUAGGAGUUUUGCCAUUGUCUUCAAAGGAGCCAACAUUUCACCCUUUAUUUCCAGAAUGAAAUACGGAGAUAAUGGGUGGAGAUUCGGAGCUCUUAUGCCCAGAGUUCAGGAGGGAGUGACGCUGGAUUUAACUGAGAUUCGAAUCUGACCCCAUUCUCACAUGCUGUUUUCUGGUCUGGGAUCAUGGUAUGAAUUGCCCUAGGUAAACCCUUCCAGGAUGGUUAGGGUAAGGAUGUUUGGAUGAUCCUACCAGAUAACGCUCUAGGUAUUUUAUCUGUUUUGCACACAAAAGAAAUAAUUUUAGAAGAUGAUUUUAUUUUAUUCUGCAUUGGGCCUGAUUCUGAUCUCGCCGUGUGCUGGUUUUAUUACUGCCUUAGCAGAGUUAUUCUUGAUUUACACCGGAGUAAUGGAGCUCAGAAUUGGGCCCUUUCAGCAAAAACUUGCGUAACUCAGGCUUUGGGAAUCGUGUGUGAAUUACCUCUAGAUUCUAAAGGGCUGUUAUAUUUAUUUCCCCUUGAAUCAGCACCUCAUCCUCCCCUUCGCCACACUGCCCAUCGCCGUUCCCUUGGGCUGGAAUGUGCGGAUCUUCCUUCAAACCCUAGACCCUCGUUUGUUCCUUGAUCAGUCCACAGGGACACCAGUACAAAUGCACGACGGGGUUGCUUUCUCCUCCUGGAGUCUCUCCGGCUGUCUCCCUGGAGGGGCUCCAUUCUGCUCUCAGUGACAUUAGUGUAACCCCGGAGUAACUCCGUUGGUGGAGGUGGAUUUAUGCCACAUUAAGAUCCUGAUCCUACUGCCACUGAAGCGGGCGGCAAAACUUCCACUGACUUUGGUGGUGUAGGAUCACCACUGACCCUAAGUGAGAUCAGAAUCUGCCCCCCAGCUGGACUGGUGCAGCUCCAAGGGCCAUCUUGAACCUGCAUAGCUGACUGUAGAGCUCCAGGAAGCCCCCCUUUAACCACGGCAGCCCUCUUAUGGAUCGAAGAUUUGAGGUGCACAGUGUCAUGAUGAUUUACAGUGCAAUAGGAACUGGGUCCACCCCCAGUGGGCAGAGCACUAAGGCACACUGAUGGCAGUAUUACGGUUCAGCUGCACCGAGGGGCACUUUACAAGCUGCAGUUUGCCUGCUGAGGUGCAGCCCAGGGGUGGAGGGGAGGUGACAGGGACACCGUACAAAGAACGGGACAUCCCAGCUUAGCACUGGGCCUUUGCGGCUGCUUUGUAUCUGCCUCUGUAAUUGUUGAACUGAUAAUAAACCAUUGAUUCAUUGUC